AACCUCAAGAGUUCGCACUCACAUGCUAAGCUGGCGGAGACGGCCCACGGGGUACGUAUGCUGUCGAAGAAUCUGUACAAGGCCACUGUGACGCUGGACGCACACACGGUGCUGAUAGUGACCAAGGCCAGGGACAAUUCGUUGGUGUUUCUGACGCGUGAGUUGACUGAGUGGAUCUUGACCAAUCACCCGAGAAUCACGGUGUAUGUGGACUACCACCUGGAGAAGAGCAAGCGGUUCAAUGCUGAGGGGUUGAUGAAAGAGGUGCCAAGGGCUAAGACUGCUCUGCGAUACUGGGACAAGCUGUUUGUUCGGGAGAGGGCCACGACGAUUGACCUUGUGAUAACGCUCGGUGGUGAUGGUACCGUGCUCUUCGUGUCUUCUCUGUUCCAGAGAUCGGUUCCACCGGUGAUGUCCUUCAGUCUGGGCUCCCUAGGGUUCUUGACGACGUUCCAGUUCGAGGAGUUUAGGGACUCGCUAAGCGCUGUUCUGGAGAAGGGCGUUAGAACGAACCUCAGAAUGAGGUUGGCGUGUCGUGUUCAUAGAGCAGAUGGAUCGCUUGUGUGUGAACAACAGGCGUUGAACGAGGUUACCAUCGAUAGAGGCCCGUCUCCAUUUGUGUCGAUGCUUGAGCUUUAUGGUGAUGGCUCGCUGCUUACAGUGGCACAGGCUGACGGGUUAAUUCUUGCCACGCCUACGGGCUCUACUGCGUAUUCUCUCUCAGCAGGAGGCUCGCUGGUGCAUCCUGCUGUUAACGUCAUCUCCGUUACGCCUAUCUGUCCUCACACGCUGUCAUUCAGGCCUAUUUUGCUGCCUGAUAGUAUGGUUUUGAAGGUGAAAGUGCCAAAGAGAAGCAGAGCAACGGCGUGGGCAGCUUUUGACGGUAGGGCAAGAGUCGAGCUCAUGAAGGGAGAUUACAUCUCCAUAUCGGCAAGCCCUUUCUCCUUUCCAACUGUUAUGAGCUCCCCAACAGAGUAUUUUGAAAGUGUCAGUCGGACGUUGAAUUGGAACGUUAGAGAGCAGCAGAAAUCCUUUGUUCACUUGCUGUCGAAGAAGAACAAGAUUAACUACGAGGAGUUGAACAAACCAAAGUUCAGCUUAGAAGAGCCAGAUGAGAUCUCAGAUGACGUUGAUGAGGAAGCUAUAGAUGAAGAUUCUGGAGUAGAUAUUGACGACCAAGAUUUUUCCACACAUUUUGUACCUAGUGAUGGGCAAGGGAUUGAAACUCCA
Williopsis jadinii is the source of this 1230-nucleotide messenger RNA. It is a transcript of the gene UTR1, whose product is annotated as NADH/NAD(+) kinase. The transcript has a single exon. Lineage: Eukaryota; Fungi; Ascomycota; Saccharomycetes; Phaffomycetales; Wickerhamomycetaceae. The annotation marks the transcript as partial. Gene Ontology annotation, biological process: NAD+ metabolic process; NADP+ biosynthetic process. Gene Ontology annotation, molecular function: NAD+ kinase activity. The record is from RefSeq and is a predicted model, not a curated record.